Mercurialis annua (annual mercury) is the source of this 1926-nucleotide messenger RNA. RefSeq lists its product as uncharacterized. Bases 1 to 1926 code for a protein of 641 amino acids. NCBI's taxonomy places the organism in Eukaryota, Viridiplantae, Streptophyta, Magnoliopsida, Malpighiales, Euphorbiaceae. The transcript has 2 exons. Gene Ontology annotation, molecular function: protein dimerization activity. The record is from RefSeq and is a predicted model, not a curated record.
AUGAGAAGUUUUAUAGAGACAUGGUUUAAAAAGUUUAUUUGGUUGGAAUAUAGUGUAGAGAAAGAUGUUGCAUUCUGUUUGUAUUGUUAUCUGUUUGCAAGUCCAGGUUCAAAGAGUGAAACUUUUACAAGAAAAGGAUUUAGCAAUUGGAAAAAGGCAACAAAAAAUUUUAAUGACCAUGUUGGUGCAGUAAGCAGUGUUCACAAUGACGCAAGACGUCAUUGUGAGGAUUUUCAGAAUCAACGCCAAAGCAUUUCACAUGUUUUGACCACUCAAAGUCGUGAAAUGGAAAAUGCUUAUCGUACUCGUUUGACAACAGUGUUAGAAGUUGUUCGCAUUCUUGUUUGGCAAGGUUUAGCAUUCCGUGGUCAUGAUGAGACUCUUGAAUCUUUACAAAGGGGGAAUUUUCUUGAGGUAGUGGCAUGGUAUGCCAAGAUGGAUGAAACAGUCAGAAAUGUCAUCGGUGGUAAUGCUCCUGGGAAUAACCAACUGACAUCUCCCAAGAUUCAAAAAGAAUUAGUUAGUUCUUGUGCCUCACAAGUAACAUUAGCCAUUCUUACUGAACUUGGAGAUAGGAAAUUCUCUUUACUAGUGGACGAGGCUCGGGAUUGUUCUGUAAAAGAACAAAUGGCAGUGAUGAUAAGGUUUGUGAAUAAGAAAGGUGAAAUAAUCGGGAGGUUUCUCGCCAUUGAGCAUGUUAGUGACACUUCAUCGCGUUCUUUAAAAGCGGCUGUGGAUAUGUUGUUUGCUCGGCAUAAUUUAUCUAUUUCUAGAUUGCGAGGUCAAGCAUAUGAUGGAGCAUCCAACAUGAGGGGAGAGUUUAAUGGGCUUAAGGCACUUAUUCAACGAGAAAAUCCUUUUGCUUUCUAUGUCCAUUGUUUUGCUCAUCAACUGCAGUUGGUGAUUGUUGCUAUUUCAAAACAUAUUCCGGUUGUUGCUGAAUUUUUUACUAACAUCAAUAUGAUUGUUACUAUUGCUGGUGCUUCUUGCAAAAGAAGAGAUGAAUUAAACAAACAUAGGGAUGCUGACAUUUUUGAGAAAUUAGAGACUGGUGAGCUUACUACAGGAAAAGGGCUUAAUCAACAGACUAAUCUUGCAAGACCUAGUGAUACUCGUUGGGGUACAGAUCAUGUCACUUUAGCCCGUUUGUUGUCUAUGUGGAGUUCAGCCUUAUAUGUGCUUGAAAGGGUUUAUGAAGAUGGAAUUGAACCAGAGUCGAGGGGCAAAGCAAGUGCCUUGAUUAAACUGAUGGAAGACUUUCACUUUGUAUUUAUUCUGCAUCUAAUGCUUAAAUUAUUGGGUAUAACAAAUGCAUUGUCGCUUGCCUUGCAACAGAAAGAUCAGAAUAUUGUUAAUGCGAUGAACUUGAUAGAAGUUUUGAAAGUAAAGCUACAAAACUUGAGAGACAGUGGAUGGGAUGCUUUGAUACAUGAAGUCACCAUGUUUUGUAACAAGCAUGGCAUUGUAGUGCCAGAUAUGGAAGAUCAGUUUCUUAUUCCAGGACGGUCACGUCGUGCAAGGAACUUGGUAACUUGUUAUCAUCAUCAUCAUAAUGAGGUUUUUCUUCCUGUGAUUGAUUUGCUUGCUGUUGAGAUGAAUAAUAGUUGUGAAGAUCUUUCUGUCCUAGCAAUUAAGAUGGUUCAAACUGGUAGACAUUUAGUGUUUCCAUUGGUUUAUCGUUUGAUUGAGUUGGCUUUGAUCUUACCGGUAGCUACCGCAUCUGUUGAGAGAGCUUUUUCUGCAAUGAAGCACAUCAAGUCAGAUUUACGGAACAGCAUGGCAGAUGAGUGGUUGAAUGAUUUAAUGAUUUGCUUCAUUGAGAGGGCGAUAUUUGCUUCCAUCGAUAAUGAAGACAUUUUACAGCAUUUUCAAAACAAAGAAAACCGGCGAACUCAACUUCCACCUCUUGCCCUUUCUAAUUCUUAG